AUGUCUGGCGAUAGUCCUUCUCAUCAUGUUUCUUCAAAGAAAUCCCACAAGCGGAAGAGAGACCUAGAUGCUUCCACCGCCAUUACUUCGACUCCGACGCCAACCAAGAAACCCAAGAAAGCCGAGAGUCCUUCAUCCACUCCGACGCAACCUGGAGAGAAACGGAAAAAGAAGAAGAGACGUUCCGAUGUCGCGGCCGGUGACCUUCAGGAAGAGACGCCCCGGAAAGAGAGUCCUGUCACGACGGACCGCAGCAAGACGGGAUCUUCAAGCAAGAUUGAUGCGGAGAAACCGAGGGAAACGACAGCAAAGAGCAGCAAACGGAAGAGCUCAGGAGGAAUUGCUGUCGAAGAUCAGGAGACUUCAGAUAUGAAUGGAACUUCUGCUGGGAAAAUGAAAGAAAGUCCCCGUCAAAAAACCGCCGCGUCCAACGAAUCGAUCGCCGCACAGGAUGAUAGCUCCAAGACGAGCAAAAAAUUUUCCGGUAUCCUAUCGAAGUUUGAACGAUCCAAGAAAGUUAAGGAAGUCGCAGCCACACAGGAGAAGGAUGCAGCCGAUCAAGAGACCACGGAACCGACGACGGCAGAGCCCGUCGUCGCUCAAGGGCUCGAACCGCUGCCUCAGCCAGAGGCGGUCCCCGAACAACAAGAGAAGCCGACUUAUUCAUCUCUACCUUCGUGGUUGGCCAAUCCAUUCAGGACCCCAGCCGAUGAGCGGACGAAGUUCGCUGAUCUAGGCAUUGAACACGACCUCCUCAAGAAUCUCGAGAACAAUGGCUACAAGGAAGCAUUUGCUGUCCAAUCUGCGGUCAUUCCAUUGUUACUGAAGGGCCCUCGCAAUCACCCAGGCGACUUAUGUAUAUCCGCCGCUACGGGUUCAGGAAAGACUCUGUCAUAUGUUCUGCCGCUAGUCACUGCAUUGGAACAGGCUCCCGCACCACGGAUGCGUGGUCUCAUUGUCGUGCCCACAAGAGAAUUGGUAAAGCAGGCAAGAGAGGCCUGUGAACUUUGUGCCGCAGGGUCAGGAUUGCGUGUUGCCUCUGCUGUAGGAAACGUGGCAAUCAAAGAUGAACAGCGCUCGCUGAUGCGCGUCGAUCAAGUUUACGGUCCGGAAAUCUCCAGGCAACGGCAACACACUAAGAUGACAGAUCAGGAUUGGACCAACUUCAACUUACAAGAAUAUGUUGCAGAUGUAGCUGACCGAGGUGAUUGUCUCCCUGGCUAUGUCCACAAGGCGGAACCAAAUGUCGACAUUCUCAUUUGUACGCCGGGUCGUCUUGUGGACCAUAUCCGCUACACGAAAGGAUUUACAUUGAAGCAUCUGGAGUGGCUGGUAAUUGAUGAAGCUGACCGACUACUCAACGAAAGCUUCCAAGAAUGGGUGGAUGUUGUUAUGACCUCCUUGGACUCCCGGAAGGACAGUGAUGCAUUCGGGUCGAGUGGGCAGAUCAUGGCGGAUCUCGGUCUUCCUAUUCAGACGAAAGAGCCUAGGAAGGUGAUUCUGAGUGCGACCAUGACUCGGGAUGUGACGAAACUAAACUCACUUCGACUGCUGAACCCCAAGCUUGUCCUUGUUGGGUCUUCCGAGCCUACGGGAGACAGGAAUGAGGACGAAAUGGCUUUAGACCGCACAGAUGAGCAAUUCACACUGCCGCCAACAUUGAAAGAGUAUUCCGUCUCGGUGGGAGAUGGUUCACAGAAACCACUCUACCUGUUGCGCCUGUUGUUGUCGCACAUCAAGGUGUCCUCUAGCAAGAACGCUAAGAAGACAGUAUCGGACGACGCCGAAUCGGACACCUCAAGUUCCGGCGGGUCUAGCUCAGAAGACUCCAGUUCGGAUGACUCUAGCUCUGAUGAUUCUGACUCCGACUCCGAGUCCGCAUCUUCUAGCUCUGAAGAGUCCAGCUCAGAUUCGGACUCUGAUGGUUCGGAUGAUGACGAUUCCUCGUCCAGUGAGGAAUCUACUUCAUCCGAUAGCUCCAUGUCAGAGGACGAGGAGCCCACGGCAGUUGACUCUAAAGCCAGCGCCUCCCGGACAACUGUUUUGAUCUUCACCAAGUCGUCGGAAUCCGCAUCUCGACUGUCUCGGCUGCUGUCACUCCUUGAUCCCUCUCUGGCCAGCCAGAUAGGCACGAUCAUCAAGUCGAACAAGUCCUCGGCGUCCCGCAAGACUCUGACGGCCUACCGCCGCGGAAAGAUUUCCAUCAUCAUUGCUACGGACAGAGCCUCUCGUGGUCUUGAUUUACCAUCCCUGAACCAUGUGGUCAACUACGAUGUCCCCCCCAGUGUGACGACAUAUGUCCAUCGCGUUGGACGUACGGCCCGAGCUGGAAGGGAAGGCUCUGCUUGGACCCUCGUGGCGCACCGGGAAGGCCGAUGGUUUGUCAAAGAGAUUGCCGCCAGUUCGGAUGGCAAGAUUACCCGGUCAACCAAGGUGAACAGGGUCAGCAUGACACUGGCCGACAUGAAGGAAGAGAAAUCGAGAUAUGGAAGAGCGCUUGACCUGCUGGAGAAGGAAGUCCGGUCGGGGGGAACGGUGAAAUCAUCCCGGGUUAAUGCCUAG
Aspergillus terreus NIH2624 is the source of this 2562-nucleotide messenger RNA. Its product is annotated as putative ATP-dependent RNA helicase DBP6. The record is from RefSeq and is a predicted model, not a curated record. Gene Ontology annotation, cellular component: nucleus. NCBI's taxonomy places the organism in Eukaryota, Fungi, Ascomycota, Eurotiomycetes, Eurotiales, Aspergillaceae. Gene Ontology annotation, molecular function: RNA helicase activity; nucleic acid binding; ATP binding. The transcript has a single exon. The coding region runs from base 1 to 2562 and encodes 853 amino acids.